ACGUGACCGUUACGCUAGACAGGAAGUAAUGUAGAUUGAGCGUGUAUAUUUGUUUACAGUCGCGAGUUUUUCGUUUGCAACUCGCCGGGGCUGUCUUAUGUGAAUGAAAAAUAUUUUAAAAUACAUAGCGCGUAAUAUCGAUACAGGAUCCACCGCGCGCCUGAAAUGUUUAUGCCGCAUAGAUGGGAAUAGCACACGCUAAGAAGACAUGCUAAAGUCACGCUUUAUUAGCCUGCUAACUUCCAAGUUAGCCAGCUGGCAAAUAAGCUAACAUGGGAGUUACACAGGACACGGUGACCACUCACAACAUGUCUCUUAAAAUAUAAGGGACUAACGUUAGAUGAUGAUACAGAAUGACCAAAGACCCGGUGCAUCAUGGCGUUAUCGAAGUUUAUUGGGAUCACCACAUACCCCUUCCAAAGCUUGCUCCAGUCCAGGCCAAGGUCACUGUCGCCCUGGGGGCACUCCUGUGCUUCAUUAACAGUUAUGACGGGGAGUUUGUGUUUGAUGAUUCCGAAGCAAUUGUCAACAACAAGGACUUGAAACCCACAACACCUCUGAACAACAUCUGGAGCAAUGACUUCUGGGGAAGCAACCUGAGUAGCAACUCCAGUCACAAAUCCUACCGACCUCUCACUGUCCUUACAUUUAGGCUGAACUACCUCUUGGCGGGAGGCCUGCACCCUGUUGGCUUCCAUGUGCUGAACAUCAUCCUCCAUGCUGUAAUAUCUGCCCUUAUGAUUGACGUGUUUGCUAUACUGAUUGGUGGACUGGCCUAUGAUGUGAAGGGUAGAAUACUUAACCACGCUCCCAAGACCUCUCUGCUUGCUGCCCUCUUCUUUGCCACACACCCAGUCCACACAGAAAGUGUGGCUGGUAUUGUGGGUCGAGCAGAUCUUUUGUGCGCUCUAUUCUUUCAGCUCUCUUUCCUCACCUACUGCAAAGCUUUCAGCAGAGGAAGUGAAAGAGAUGACAGGUUUUCUGUCCAGUGGGUUGUGGUCAGCCUCUUGCUGUGUGCUGCAGCGAUGCUCUGUAAAGAACAAGGCAUCACAGUCUUGGGUGUGAAUGCAGCCUUUGAUGUCCUUCUGAUCUGUAAUGUUAAUGUGUACGAACUCAGCCAGAGGCUACUCCUUAGGAAGAUUCCACUCGAUGUGAGUGAGAUACUGCGAAUGGGAUUGCUCACACGGUUGGCUCUCAUGGGUCUUGGAGGACUUUUCAUGCUCUAUGCACGCUGGAGGAUCAUGGGAACAGGACCACCAGCAUUCACUGAAGUAGACAACCCUGCCUCUUUUGCAGAAAAUAUAUUUCUUAGAAUGGUGAACUAUAAUUACUACUACUCUCUGAAUGCCUGGCUGCUGCUGUGUCCCUGGUGGCUGUGUUUUGAUUGGUCCAUGGGCUGUGUGCCUCUCAUUAAGUCAGCCACUGAUUGGAGGAUGGUGUGGCUGCUGCUGCUCUGGUGCGUCCUGAUAGGCUUGAUAAGCCAAGCCUUAUGCUCGCAGGACCGCCAGAGAAGGAGGACACUGACCUUGGGCCUAGUGCUGCUGGUGGUCCCUUUUCUGCCGGCCUGUAACAUUUUUUUCAGGGUGGGCUUCGUCAUUGCUGAGAGAGUUCUCUACCUGUCUUCAGCUGGCUACUGCCUACUGCUGGCCUACUCCGUGGGACACUGCUGCUGCCGCUGGUCCAAAUACAGGAAGCUACUGUGUGUGUCGGUGCUUGCGCUGUUGUGUGUGUUUGUAGCUCGCUGUGCUCUCCGCAGUCACCAGUGGCGAUCAGAGCAAAGCCUCUUCACCAGUGCCCUGUCUGUCUGUCCGUUUAAUGCCAAGGUCCAUUAUAAUGUUGGUAAGAACCUGGCUGACAGAGGAAACUCUACCGCUGCUAUCGCAUAUUACAGAGAGGCAGUCAGGUUACAUCCUACCUACGUCCAUGCCAUGAACAACCUAGGGAAUAUCCUGAAGGAGAGGAAUGAACUGAUCGAGGCAGAGCAGCUGUUGUCCAAAGCUGUUUCUAUUCAGCCUGACUUUGCUGCAGCUUGGAUGAAUCUGGGUAUAGUUCAAAACAGCCUGCAGAAGUUUGAGGAAGCAGAGCAAAGCUAUUGGAAUGCCAUCCGCUUCAGGAAAAAAUACCCAGACUGCUACUAUAACCUAGGACGCUUGUAUGCAGACCUGAACAGACAUGUGGAUGCCCUGAACGCAUGGAGGAAUGCAACUGUGCUAAAACCUGACCACAGUCUGGCUUGGAACAACAUGGUCAUACUGCUGGACAACACUGGUAACUUGGGUCAAGCUGAGCUGAUCGGCCGAGAGGCUCUGAAGCUCCUCCCCAACGACCACACUAUCAUGUUUUCAUUGGCUAAUGUCCUGGGGAAAUUACAGAAAUAUAAGGAGUCAGAGGGCUUCUUCCUUCAUGCUCUCCGAAUCAACCCAAAUGCUGCUAGUUGCCAUGGCAAUUUAGCUGUGUUGUAUCAUCGCUGGGGAAAGCUGGAGCUGGCAAAGAAACACUAUGAGCUGUCUCUAAAGCUGGACCCUGAGGCUCCUGGGACCAGAGACAACUAUAACAUGCUGCGACGCAAACUGGACCAGCUUAAACGCCCCACACCCUGAGGAAACUUACUGGAACCCCUGCCUGCCGUAAAACACAUUUUUCCAUUGUUCUAUUUUGUAUUAUUUAAUCUCACUAAUUCCGGCUUUGUACCAUUUGGAAAUAAAGACCAUGAUCUGUG
Molecule: messenger RNA, 2719 nt
Organism: Perca fluviatilis (European perch)
Lineage: Eukaryota; Metazoa; Chordata; Actinopteri; Perciformes; Percidae
Gene: tmtc4
Product: transmembrane O-mannosyltransferase targeting cadherins 4
Biological process (GO): endoplasmic reticulum unfolded protein response; protein O-linked glycosylation via mannose
Cellular component (GO): endoplasmic reticulum
Molecular function (GO): mannosyltransferase activity; protein binding
Source: RefSeq, a predicted model, not a curated record